Messenger RNA from Lucilia cuprina (Australian sheep blowfly), 2132 nucleotides. RefSeq lists its product as uncharacterized. Gene Ontology annotation, biological process: DNA integration. Gene Ontology annotation, molecular function: nucleic acid binding. The record is from RefSeq and is a predicted model, not a curated record. Lineage: Eukaryota; Metazoa; Arthropoda; Insecta; Diptera; Calliphoridae. The transcript has a single exon. Bases 1 to 1089 code for a protein of 362 amino acids.
AUGUGCAGAAUGGUUCAGACAGAAUUCUAUAUUUCCCGUCUCAAACUGAGAAUAAAGAAAAUUAUUCGUCACUGUAAGAUUUGCAUAAUAUUCAGACAAAAAAAUUGUAAACAAAUAAUGGCUCCACUACCCCCUGAUAGAUGCAAUCUCUCAGUACCAUUCCAAACUACCGGGAUUGAUUUCGCUGGGCCUUUCGAUCUCAAAACAUCGAAAUUACGAAAUGCUUCCUGCAUAAAAGGAUAUGUCUCCGUCUUUGUUUGCUUUAGCACAAAAGCCAUACACCUCGAGGCGUGCUCAGACUUGUCAACUCCAGCUUUUCGCGCGGCAUUCGCUCGCUUUAUUGGGAGGCGGGGGCUCCCUCGCAGGAUAGUGUCCGAUAACGGUCGCAAUUUUCUCGGUGCUAGUAGGGAACUAAGCAGAGAAUUUGCAUCGUUUAUAAACUCAGCAGCUGAGGAUAUUUCUCAAAAAUAUAUUACUCAAGGCUUCGAAUGGAGUUUUAUCCCACCACAUGCGCCUCAUAUGGGGGGCCUUUGGGAGGCCGCAGUAAAAAGUUUCAAAUUUCACUUCAAACGCACAGCAGGAGCCCACAAAUUUAAUUUCGAAGAAUUUUCCACCCUUCUCGCACGUAUAGAAGGAAUACUUAACUCUCGUCCAAUCUCAGCAAUGUCAGAAGAUCCAUCAGAUCUGACAGCCCUGACUCCAGGACAUUUUCUAACUGGAAAACCCAUAAUGGCGUUCCCAGAACCUAUGACCGAACAAAUAGCCCUAGUUAAAAGAUGGGAACAACUAAAAGCUCUUCACCAUCAAUUUUUCCUAAGAUGGAAGGAAGACUACUUGAAGGCUCUACACAAAAGGUACAAAUGGAAGAAUCCUUCAUCUAAUCUCAAACCCGGCGACCUAGUUGUAGUCAUCGACGAUUUACUCCCUCCAUCCGAAUGGAGAUUAGGGCGUAUAUUAAAUACUUACAAAGGUUCUGAUGACAACGUUAGAGUAGCUGAUGUAAAAAUCGUCAAUGGAGUUAUAACUCGUCCCAUUGUAAAGCUAUGUUAUUUGCCAUUUCUCAAAGAAAAUGAUGCCCUUACAAACUAAUUCCUACUUAUCAUUUAUCGUUUGUCACCAAUUAACAACUUCAUUUGCUCACUCUCAUGAUUAUCAUCAACUAAUCAUACACUUUUUUCCUUUUGUUUUUCUCUUUCUCUCUCAUUUUAUUGUCUUUAGGUCAAAUCCAUCCAGGCGGAACCCCGAAAUUCACCAAUGCAAGGUGUGCAGACAGUUCCACGCUCUCAGGUUUUGUCGCCGAUUCUUAAAAAUGAGUAUCACGGAGAGGAAUAGAGUGGUACACCGAUACCGGUACUGUAAAAAUUGUCUUGCUAGAAGCCAUCAACUCAGAUCAUGCACAUCUUUAGCUACUUGUCGCAAAUGUGACCAUCUCCACCACACGCUUCUUCAUCCUUUUGGUGGUAGACAAAAUGACCUGCGUGUCCGAAUCAGCCAUGAGUAUAGAAAAAGUGAACGUAAAACCAACAGACAAACCAUAACCAACAACAUUCAGCCAGCCGGAGUUUCAAAUUCAUCGUUGACUCCAAAUCAUCAAAUAAUUUCUGAGGCCAUCCGAUCCCUGGCGCAAGUUCUUUGCGUACAACCCGGCACCAAGAGUGCACAACUCCGAGAUGGCCGGCAUGUUUAAAAUCAAUUAUUUUAAACCAAACAUUUAUAUUAUUUAUGUAAUAAUAUAACUACGUAUUUCUUUAUAUUGAAUUCUAUCUUUACUUAAAUCUUUUACCAUGAAUUGUAUCUAUAUCCAAUGUCAUGACAUUAUAAGCUGAUAUAGCGACUAUUUAUAAACUAACGUUAACAGAAAACUAUUGUGAAUUAUAAAUUAUAAAAUAAUGCCUAAAAUCGAGACUUGCAAAUCUUUUGUGUCUUACUGAAGUCUUAUUAUAGGAAAAUGAAUAUUGUAAUUUUUACUUUUUAGUCUGCUACCAACUUAACAAGUUGUCUCUAAGUUCAGUAGUUAACUUUUCGCUUAAACAGUUUUGUAUAAACUUCAAAUUUACUCUUAAGCACUUACUUAAGAUAAGCUAAAUUGUUAACGGUGAGCCGAAAAUAUAUUGAACCUAUAAAAAGCCAAA